Messenger RNA from Sphaerodactylus townsendi, 9207 nucleotides. It is a transcript of the gene ATP8A1, whose product is annotated as ATPase phospholipid transporting 8A1. Gene Ontology annotation, cellular component: plasma membrane. The record is from RefSeq and is a predicted model, not a curated record. Gene Ontology annotation, molecular function: ATP binding; ATP hydrolysis activity; ATPase-coupled intramembrane lipid carrier activity. NCBI's taxonomy places the organism in Eukaryota, Metazoa, Chordata, Lepidosauria, Squamata, Sphaerodactylidae. Gene Ontology annotation, biological process: phospholipid translocation. Bases 184 to 3678 code for a protein of 1164 amino acids. The transcript has 37 exons.
GGCUGUCAGUCGGCCCAGCGGCUGCAGCGAGAGAGGCUGCGUGUGGCGCGCGCGCGAGGGGAGGGGGGACGCUGAGGGAGGUCUCGCGACCAACGGUUUUCCCCUCCCUCCGCGGUGCUGCCUUUGUGACGGAGGAAGCCAGGCGAGUGAGGCCGCCGCCCGCUCGGACCGGCGACGCGCGACAUGCCGCCGGUGCAGAAGACCGUGUCGGAGCUGCGCUCCAGGGCCGAGGGCUAUGAGAAGACAGAUGAUGUGUCAGAGAAGACCUCACUAGCUGAUCAGGAGGAAGUGAGAACAAUAUUUAUCAAUCAACCACAGUUCUCUAAAUUUUGUAACAACCAUGUCAGCACUGCAAAAUACAACUUAAUCACAUUCCUGCCAAGAUUCCUCUAUUCCCAGUUCAGAAGAGCUGCUAAUGCAUUUUUUCUUUUCAUUGCAUUGCUUCAGCAAAUUCCAGAUGUUUCUCCAACAGGACGCUAUACAACCUUGGUUCCUCUCUUAUUUAUUUUAGUUGUUGCAGCUGUUAAGGAAAUAAUAGAAGACCUUAAAAGGCAUAAAGCUGAUAAUUCAGUGAACAAGAAGCAAACACAAGUAAUGAGAAAUGGAGCCUGGGAAAUUGUCCAUUGGGAAAAGGUGGCAGUAGGGGAAAUAGUGAGAGUGACCAAUGGGGAACAUCUCCCGGCUGAUCUCAUCUGUCUGUCGUCCAGUGAACCCCAAUCUAUGUGCUACAUUGAAACAUCAAACUUAGAUGGUGAAACUAAUCUAAAAAUUCGACAGGGUUUGCCAUUAACCUCAGAUAUAAAGGACACGGACAGCUUGGCAAAACUUUCAGGCAAAAUUGAAUGUGAAGGUCCUAACAGACAUCUCUAUGAUUUUGUUGGAAAUAUCAGACUGGAUGGGCAUAGUACUGCUCCAUUGGGACCUGAUCAGAUUCUUCUGCGAGGAGCUCAGCUAAGAAAUACCCAGUGGGUUCAUGGAAUAGUUGUCUAUACAGGACAUGAUACAAAACUCAUGCAGAAUUCAACAAGCCCACCUCUUAAACUAUCCAAUGUGGAAAGAAUUACAAAUAUCCAAAUUCUAUUUUUAUUCUGCAUUCUUAUUGCUAUAUCUUUGAUUUGUUCAAUUGGUUCAGCUGUAUGGAAUGCCAAACAUGAAGACGGAGACUGGUACAUCAGUUUAACUUAUGGAGGCGCUAAUAACUUUGGUCUGAAUUUCCUGACCUUUAUCAUUCUUUUCAAUAAUCUCAUUCCUAUCAGCUUGCUAGUUACACUAGAAGUGGUGAAAUUUAUCCAAGCAUAUUUCAUAAAUUGGGACAUUGAUAUGCAUUAUGAACCUACAGACACUGCCGCCAUGGCUCGUACAUCCAAUCUCAAUGAAGAACUUGGUCAGGUGAAAUACAUAUUUUCGGACAAGACUGGAACCCUAACCUGCAAUAUAAUGCAGUUUAAGAAGUGUACAAUUGCAGGAAUAGCUUAUGGCCAUUGUCCUGAAUCUGAGGAUUAUGGCUGUUCUUCAGAUGAUUGGCAGAGUUCACAAACCAAAGAUGAAAAACCAUUCAGUGAUUCAUCAUUGCUGGAAAACCUCCAAAGUAAACAUCCGACGGCACCUGUAAUUUGUGAGUUCUUAACAAUGAUGGCAGUGUGUCAUACAGCUGUUCCAGAAAGAGAAGGUGAUCAGAUCAUUUAUCAAGCAGCAUCUCCAGAUGAAGGAGCAUUGGUUAGAGCAGCAAAGCAUCUUAAUUUUGUUUUCACUGGAAGGACGCCAAACUCUGUAAUUAUAGAAUCUCUUGGACAGGAAGAAAAAUAUGAAUUGCUAAAUGUACUAGAAUUUACAAGUGCUAGGAAAAGAAUGUCUGUGAUUGUUCGCACACCGUCGGGAAAAUUAAGGCUUUACUGCAAAGGGGCUGACACUGUAAUAUAUGAUCGUCUGGCUGAAAAUUCAAGAUACAAGGAAAUUACUUUGAAACAUUUAGAGUUAUUUGCUACUGAAGGCUUGAGAACACUUUGUUUUGCUGUUGCUGAGAUUUCAGAAAGUAGCUACGAAGAAUGGCUGCAUGUCUAUCAAAGAGCUGCAACAUCUGUACAAAACAGAGCCCUGAAACUUGAAGAAAGUUAUGAACUAAUUGAAAAGAAUCUGCAGUUACUUGGAGCUACAGCCAUAGAAGAUAGGUUACAAGAUCAAGUGCCUGAAACAAUAGAAACUCUAAUGAAAGCGGAUAUCAAAAUUUGGAUCCUUACUGGAGAUAAGCAGGAGACUGCUAUUAACAUUGGGCAUUCUUGUAAACUCUUGAGAAAGAACAUGGGACUAAUUGUCAUAAAUGAAGGCUCUCUUGAUGCAACAAGAGAGACAUUAAGCCAUCAUUGCAACACUCUGGGUGAUGCUUUGAGGAAGGAAAAUGAUUUUGCACUUAUUAUUGAUGGUAAAACGUUGAAGUAUGCCUUGACGUUUGGUGUAAGGCAAUACUUCCUGGAUUUGGCUCUGUCGUGUAAAGCUGUUAUUUGCUGCAGGGUUUCACCUCUUCAGAAGUCUGAUGUUGUAGAAAUGGUUAAAAAACAGGUUAAAGUAGUAACACUGGCAAUUGGCGAUGGAGCAAAUGAUGUUAGUAUGAUACAGACUGCACAUGUUGGUAUCGGUAUUAGUGGAAAUGAAGGGCUACAAGCAGCUAACUCUUCAGAUUACUCAAUAGCACAGUUCAAGUACUUGAAGAACUUACUCUUGGUCCACGGUGCCUGGAAUUAUAGCAGAAUUGCUAAAUGCAUCUUAUAUUGCUUCUACAAGAAUAUCGUCCUUUAUAUCAUUGAGAUAUGGUUUGCCUUUGUUAAUGGAUUUUCUGGACAAAUACUGUUUGAAAGGUGGUGCAUAGGACUUUACAAUGUGAUGUUUACAGCUAUGCCCCCACUGACACUAGGAAUAUUUGAAAGAUCCUGCCAUAAAGAAAAUAUGCUUAAGUAUCCUGAAUUAUACAAGACUUCUCAGAAUGCCCUGGAUUUCAAUUCAAAGGUUUUCUGGGUUCAUUGUUUAAAUGGCCUUUUCCACUCAGUAAUUCUCUUUUGGUUUCCACUAAAAGCUGUCCAGUCUGAUACUAUAUUUGCAAGUGGCAGAACCUCAGACUAUUUGCUUUUGGGAAACAUAGUGUAUACAUUUGUGGUAAUAACUGUAUGUUUAAAAGCUGGAUUAGAGACUUCAUAUUGGACUGUGUUUAGCCAUGUAGCCAUAUGGGGAAGCAUUGCACUAUGGAUAGUAUUUUUUGGAAUCUACUCUUCUUUAUGGCCUCUUCUUCCUAUUGCUCCUGACAUGUCUGGGGAGGCAACAAUGCUAUUCAGCUCUGGUGUCUUUUGGAUGGGCUUAUUAAGUAUUCCAAUGACAGCUUUGCUCUUUGAUGUUGCAUAUAAAGCAAUCAAGAGAACAGCAUUUAAGACACUUGUUGAUGAAGUUCAGGAGUUAGAAGCAAAAUCUCAAGAUCCAGGAGAUAUUGUUCAAGGGAAAAGCUUAACUGAAACAGCUCAGUUGCUUAAAAAUGUCUUCAAGAAAAACCAAGUUAACCUAUACCGCUCUGAGUCUUUGCAACAAAACUUGCUUCAUGGCUAUGCUUUCUCUCAAGACGAAAAUGGAAUUGUAUCACAGUCUGAGGUAAUAAGAGCCUAUGAUACCACAAAGCAAAGAUCUGAGGAAUGGUGAAAGAGAACAGUGUCAUAGAACUCUAAUAUUUGCCACAGUGAGGCAACCAAGGAUCUUUACUGGACUUGGUAACAAGGUCCAGUGACAGAGAUUAGAGGAAGAAUGCUGCUGCUCUUAUUCCCUGAAGUUUGGAUUCACAUGUUGAGUAAAUGUAAGCACUGUGCAAUUAUACUGUAAUAACACCAUCUGAAUUCUGCAACAAAUGUUUCUUGGAUUUUGUAAGCAAAAAUUUCCCUCACUCUUUCCAGACUGCUUAUUUACAGUGAAGCCUAAUAAGUAAUGUUAAUAUGUAAUAUAUAUAUAUACACACACACGGGACAUAAAGAGUCAGAUUAUCCAGCAUAGCACAUAUUUACAAGUGUAGCCUUUGCAAAGGUUUAUGAAUGAUGAGGUAUCUAAAAUGCCAUGUAAUGAGCCUUUGAUUUCAAAAAGUGCUAAAAUAACCAUUUUUAAAUGACUUGUGUGAUGAAGUGUGACAUAAAAGCAAGGUGUUUAGAAGGAAUCGUGUCAAACUUGCCUAAAAGGUUUGCCAAAGAAGUUCCAUAAAACGUAUUUCUCACCUUAAUAAUCAUUCAUGGAGAAAAUUUAACGGAUGGCGAUGUCAAGUGUGAUGUGGAAUUGCAUGCUUGAAGCUCUGUACUUGAAAAGUUUUACAGUAACCUGAACCUUGAUACAGGUUGCUUUUUGUUGCAUUUGUGUUCAGAUCUAUGAUCACUUGCACCUUUGGCCUUACAAAAGCCUUUCUUUUAUUUCCCCCCUCCCCCAAUUGUUUAACAGAAAUGUGUAUAUUUAAUACAUCAGUCAUUCUCUCUGUAAGGGACAUGUGUCUUUGAGAUUUGUUUGAAUUAUGUACAAAUACUGGUCAGUAUUAUAGCCCUCCUUUAUGUGUAAAGAAGCAUUCCUUGUGCAGAGAGGAGGGUGUGGACAAAAACAUCCUCAUAAUACCGUAUCUAGGUACAUUAUUGGCACAUAUUUCUGCUGGUACCGCUUGUCUGCUGGAGGAACCAGGGCAGAGGAUGGAGUGGUUUUGAUUUAGUUCUCCUUUGUACCAACUGGUUAUCAGCUCUGUUAAAACUGACCCAAGGGUGCAUGCGUUCCAUGUUUUUUUCCCUAUAUACACAACACUUUUGUGUUUUUAGGACUGAAACCAGAAUGCAGUACCAUGCAUAAAAUCUUGUUUCCCUGCACGGAAAGGGAUCAGAGCCUGGUUUUUUAUGCUUGUUUUUAUUUUAAAUUAUCAGGACACUGUAUGCACAGCUUGUUUAAAACACGGUAAUAAUCUGUAGCUUGUCUAAAAAAAUCCAGAAAUAGAUGUCAUUAGGUCAGUACCAUGCCUGUAUGUCCUCUUUGCUUUUUAAAACAAUUAUUUAUUAUUUCUGUCAAAUAUAUUGUGUACAGCCAACCAUAAGUUUUUGAAUUAGGCUAUGUUGAAGUUUGAAAAAUGAAGUAAUGAAGAGCUCUUCUGUGUUUCCCUUUGCUGUAAAUCUUCUGAUAUAUUCUGCUAAUAAAACAAGGAAAAUAAACCAACAAUCAGAUAGUGUAGGACUUCCUGCCUCACAACCAGAAUUCUUUUUAAAUUAAAAUAUUUUUAGAUAUGUUGAUGUGUAAAAGUUGGUUGGGAGAGGCAGAAGUAAUUUGAACUCUGCUGUUAGUUUUGACUCAUUAUCCUCAAGUCCAUCUUUAAAAUAUAUUCCAUAUAAGAGGUUUCACCUUUAGCUACAUACACUGUACAUCUCAUCUACCUGUGAAAAGACAUGCAUAUGUACUCUGGCAAACACAGUAUUUCAGAGUGACGGCUCCCAUAUGAAGUUCAAAUUGUAAAGUCAUACAUUGCAGGAAAUUGGUGACUGUGAAAUGCCAUGGAACAUUUCAUGUUAUUGUGAUAAUACCUAUUGCAGAAAGAAAAACUGUCUCACAAAAAAACCCCAGCCUUGCUGGGCAGUUUUUCUGCUUAAAAUUGCCAUCUAGAAAGCUUCAGAAACAGGUAAUGAAUGAACUGACAAGGAGGGCCAAAUCACUUGACCUUAAAGGAAGAAAAAAAAAAUCAGGGCAUGCCCUUUCUGAAACUUGGGCACUUAUUUUAUGUCCUCUAUGGGACACAUCAACAUUAACAGAUUUCCCUAGUGAACAAUUAAAAAUGAUAAUCGUCUACCAUACUUCUAGUACAUUUCCAAGCCAUGCAUAUUUCUCUUUUGAAUAAAUGAAUAAAGUCAGUAGAGAGAGAGAUUGUAAUUUAGGGAAAACUCUGUGCUCUUUCACAUAUCCCAUUCUUUCUUCCCAGCCCUGAUGCAGCCUCUUGUGGCCUCUGACAGAAUUGAUCUUCUGGAAGGGGGGGAAGGGGGUAUCCUUGAUUCGGUUCCCACACCCCAGACAAAUGGUCUGAUUCAACAGUGGUGCAGAAGCACCACAUGCACCCACACAAAUUGUGGGUGCAGGUGUGUACCCCUCCUUUCUUUCCCAGCAAUACAAAACAGUUUGCAUUCAAAUGGUGCAGAAAACCUGUUGGGGGGGGUUCACACAAACAAGCAUGGUUCCUUACCCUUGCCGGAUUAGAGUUAAAAAAAACAUAGAUACCGCAUUAAAUAGAGCACAGAAAAUCAAAGUUCUGUGACCAUCCACCUUUAGUAAGAUGACACACAACAUAUAUUCAUUAUGGCAUUCCCUUUGGUACUUGAAAUCGAUAGCUCUCAACACAUUUAAUUGAUCACUGGAUUUUGGAUGCUGUAAAGUAUCUUUGUAAAAUAAGGGUAACUUCAGUACAGCACAUUUGGUGCAGCAUGGCUUUCUUAUGCUUUGUUACGAAUCUGAAGGAGUGCCCCAGAGUUUCAACGUCACCCAUCUAUCUUUAAUUCUUAUCCAUUUGAUUUUAAUGUGCUUUCUCACACACUGGGUAUCAUUUUAUGCAAUAGCAGCCAAUAGCAGCUGCAUGCACUUGAUUAAAACAAUGUGAUCAUUGUGUAUAUGUACUGCCUUUAACACUUGACGAUGUUUGUAUUAAAAUCUGCUUAAAUGUUCUAAGUUCAGAAAGAACAGAUGCCCAAGUACACAAGAUUUAUUUCAAUAAAGGCCAGGCUGGACAGACAAUAAAAUACAUAUUGCCAGACAGAUAAAUUUCAUACUUAAAAGCAAUAUAAAUGAUACAGUAUUAUAAUAUGGAAAUAUAUUAUAAUAUAUAUAUAUAUUCCACUGACCACGGGGCAUAUAUUUUAAUAAAAAGAUUUUACACUUCUAAUAAUUAACUAUAUUGUACCAGUUCUGAAAUCUUAAAUUUCUCUUAAAUCCAGAAGGGAACUGCUAUGUAUCUUUAUGUGGACUGUGUAACUGUUUUAAGCUGUUAUUAAAUAGCUUCAGCAGUCUUCAGUUGACUGAAAAUAAUGCCAUUCAGAAGCCAAUGAAUUUACACAUGCCCAUGUUGUUUUUAACUGCUUGUGAGAAUAAGAGUACCUGACCUGUUUGAGAAGCCAUAAGUGGACUUGUUUUUCUUAGUGCUAGAUUUAUUUUUGCAAACCAAUUUUGACAAAUUUAUAACGAAGCAACUUUCUAGUUGUAUAAAUAGAAGAAAUAUUUAAAACAAAAGUUAACCGUGAAAUGUUCCUGUUGCAAAGUAUCGCAUGGAAUGCCAUCUUUUGUCAACGUUUAAUUAAUUUUCACUUACUAGAGAAAUGGACAAUAUAGUCAGCCCAUCCCUCUUUUCUCUGCUUAAUUAUGUAGUGUGCUAAAACAGCUGUAAGUUUUUAUCCGUCUGUCUGCAUGAGUUAAUCUGUCACAAUGUGAAUUUGGCCUGAUGCCUGCUUCUGCUAUAACUCUCAUUGUUUCUUUCCCCUCAGUUAGAAACAUGCAUCACGCCACACGUAUUUUGAUAAGCAAAAGUGAGUGUUGGGUAAACCGCUUCAUUUUACUACUAUUGAAUGUAAACUCAAAAUCACAUACAUAUUGAUUACUAUGAAUAGAAUUCCAGAAUGCGUGGAAUUUUGUGGAAGACUACAUGGGUUACCCAGUCGGCAAAAUGAUCCUAAAAAUUGGCAGAGCCCCGUGCAUUCUGUGGAUGGUUUCAACACACACUUUUGCAUUCGUUCAAUAUUUUGUAAUUACAAAACUGUGACCCAAAUGUGUAGAGGUAAAAUCAUGUUUGUUUGUUUUUUGCCUUGUUCUGCAAUCGAAGCCAUAAUGCACUAAUGUUGAUUUUCUGCUACAACUUGAUUUUCAUGUGUUUCGAUGUCCAGUCACUAAAUGCUGCCAUGGAAGGCAGGCACUGUGUGAAGGUAGGACUUUCCAGCUACACUGAACCAUUACUGCUGAAGUUACUGUGGAAAUUGUGAAGCUGCAUGGAGAGGUUUUGACUCAGUGUUUAUGGUAGUUUUCCUCAGGUUUAGUUCUAACUUGAUGUCAAAUGCACUGUUUUAUAACAAGUUAUUAAAUUUUCGUAAUAUAUUCAGUUCUAUGCAGUGUAACAUGUCAUUGGCAUUUUGUGAAUGUGCAUGUUUUAAACUGCAAAUUUUAACUGUUUGGUCUCUUGUUUAAAAAAAAAUAAAUCUUACAAUUAAGGAAAAUGCUAAAGUUGUAAGCAUUUCUCAAACAUAUACCCCAUCAUUCUAGUAUUGAAAUUCUGUGUUUCAGCCUUUCAUUAAUCUGAUGUCACUUUGCUAAUUUAAUGGCCUUCCAUAGGUUUUAUUAAAUGAUCAAACUUCUAACAGGGGAGGUAAGUUUUUCUAUUACUUUCAAGUGGAUUUUCAGCAUGAAAAAUUACACGUGCUGACUAAUUACAUUUAUAUAUUAUCUGCCAACACAUUUGAGGCAGUCUGCAAAGGAAAAUUUAGAAUAAUGGCUUGCAAACUAAGACACGAUUCAAAAAGGGACUUAGAAGGAACAAGAAAACAAGUAAGUUCAGACACAAGUCCUUCAUUGAAAACCUGAAAGGAUCUUUGGUCCCCGCAUGAGAAGAUGGAAGGGGAAGGAAUAGCAUUCUAUCUAACAAAAAUAACACUACUUAGAAAAGGCAGCUAUUGAGGAGAGACUGACAGGAUGAAUACUUUGUAUAAGUGUAACAAAGGCAGUGUUAAAAGCAGUUUGAAACCCAACGAUAAUAUCCCAUGGAUGAGCAACUAUUUGCCUAAAUACCAAGACCCGCAAAAAGACCUGCCACAAAUCUGUAUGUAAUCGGGUAACAUGAAGUCAAAAUCAAAACUGAUCCGCAACUAGAAAUGGUUUUAUUUGCAUUCAGAAGAAUUAUCUUCUAGAAUUCCAGCACAUAUGAAUGAUAUAAUUUAACAACAUGUAUACAGUUGGCUGGCUGCCUACAAGAAAUUAUCAUUUUGCUGAAUUUAAUCAUUUCUUAGAAGUGCCAACUUUUUAUUCUUGAAAAUUUUGGAUUCAGCUGUCAUUAAAUAAUUACUGUGUAUAGUCAGAUUCCAAAGAAUAAACAUGUCAUGUAUACUUCUCCAACAGCACCAUAUCUCUGACAAAACUACUGCACAAUCAGCGAGUAAAAUUCUGACAGCACCUUUCUUCCCCUGUAUGUUGUACUUUUUU